Messenger RNA from Eubalaena glacialis (North Atlantic right whale), 6419 nucleotides. RefSeq names its product regulatory associated protein of MTOR complex 1 (gene RPTOR). NCBI's taxonomy places the organism in Eukaryota, Metazoa, Chordata, Mammalia, Artiodactyla, Balaenidae. The transcript has 34 exons. Gene Ontology annotation, biological process: cellular response to starvation; cellular response to amino acid stimulus; positive regulation of protein serine/threonine kinase activity. Bases 795 to 4805 code for a protein of 1336 amino acids. The record is from RefSeq and is a predicted model, not a curated record. Gene Ontology annotation, molecular function: protein binding; protein-macromolecule adaptor activity. Gene Ontology annotation, cellular component: cytoplasm; TORC1 complex.
UCUUGGCAAUAUGGCGUCCUCCUUGAUGUGCUGAUGAGAGGAGUUUCACUGUAGCUUCAAGCCAGAGGGCAAAACUCCCCAAACCCAAUAAGCCCACAUUACGCGUUUUCUCCGCGGCUCCGUGUCGCCCGUUUCUCAGGACUCGUUCUCAAGCAGGAGAGAGCCACGGGGCCGGAGGCCAGGACCGGCCAGGCCGCGCGGACCCGGGGCUGAGGAGCCGGCUGCGGGCAAGCACGAUGGGCCCGUCCUGGCUCUGGUUGCAGCAGCUCCGGCGAGUGCGAGAUCCGCAGGGCUGAAAGUGGCUGUAGGAGACACGAGGCGCUCUGAACCUCUUCCCCUCGGCCGAAGACCUCAGCCCAGUCGGCAAACCGGCACCAAGAGCGGGCGGCCUGCCUGUCCUCGGAUCGGCUGAGGCGUUGGAGGCCGAGAGCAGGGUCAUCGUGAGGCCUGGAGUCUCGCACGCCUUUGACAGCUCCGCAGCCCCUCCGGGAGCGGACAGCCUCAGAAGCAGCCGGUGGCUUGGGAUCUGGGGGCGUGUGUGUCUGUGAGGAGCUCCUUGGAUUCCCUCAUUUCCCACCGCUCUUCCCACCCCUGCUGACUUCUCGCGCAGAGUUAGAGAGAAGGAUCUCAGACUUUUUGCCUCAGCGAGGGUCUCCGCACACUCUCCAUACAUUUCUUUUUCUACUUCCCCCUUCUCUGUUUUUUAUUUCACCAAUUCUGGUACACACUAGUUUUUAAGGCUGGAGGUUCUCGAGCGCUUGCUGCCCAGGACUCCCCCACCCCCUCCCCCGCUGAUGGAAUCCGAGAUGCUGCAGUCGCCUCUCCUGGGACUCGGGGAGGAAGAUGAGGCCGAUCUUACUGACUGGAACCUGCCUUUGGCUUUCAUGAAAAAGAGGCACUGUGAGAAAAUUGAAGGCUCCAAAUCUUUAGCUCAGAGCUGGAGGAUGAAGGAUCGGAUGAAGACCGUCAGCGUUGCCUUAGUUUUGUGCCUGAAUGUUGGUGUGGACCCUCCAGAUGUGGUGAAGACUACUCCUUGUGCACGUUUGGAAUGCUGGAUUGAUCCUCUGUCAAUGGGUCCUCAGAAAGCCCUGGAAACCAUUGGUGCGAAUUUACAGAAGCAGUACGAGAACUGGCAGCCAAGGGCGCGGUACAAGCAGAGCCUCGAUCCAACUGUGGAUGAAGUGAAGAAGCUUUGCACAUCUUUACGUCGAAAUGCCAAGGAGGAGCGGGUCCUCUUCCACUACAAUGGGCAUGGGGUGCCCAGGCCCACUGUGAACGGCGAGAUUUGGGUCUUCAACAAGAACUACACUCAGUACAUCCCUCUGUCUAUAUACGACCUGCAGACAUGGAUGGGCAGCCCCUCCAUAUUCGUCUACGACUGCUCCAACGCUGGUCUCAUUGUCAAGUCCUUCAAGCAGUUCGCCCUGCAGAGGGAGCAGGAGCUGGAGGUUGCUGCUAUUAACCCAAACCACCCACUGGCCCAGAUGCCUUUGCCCCCGUCCAUGAAGAACUGCAUUCAGCUGGCAGCCUGUGAGGCCAACGAGCUCCUGCCCAUGAUCCCCGACCUUCCGGCCGACCUAUUCACGUCGUGCCUCACCACCCCCAUCAAAAUCGCCCUGCGCUGGUUUUGCAUGCAGAAAUGCGUUAGUCUGGUGCCUGGAGUCACACUGGAUUUGAUAGAAAAGAUUCCCGGGCGGCUGAACGACAGGAGGACCCCCCUGGGCGAGCUGAACUGGAUCUUCACGGCCAUCACGGACACCAUCGCAUGGAACGUGCUUCCUCGGGAUCUCUUCCAAAAGCUCUUCAGACAGGACCUGUUGGUGGCUAGUCUGUUUCGAAAUUUUUUAUUGGCGGAAAGGAUCAUGAGGUCGUAUAACUGCACCCCCGUCAGCAGCCCACGCCUGCCGCCCACGUACAUGCACGCCAUGUGGCAAGCCUGGGACCUGGCUGUCGACAUUUGUCUCUCCCAGCUGCCGACCAUCAUCGAAGAAGGCACGGCAUUUCGGCACAGCCCCUUCUUUGCUGAGCAGCUGACCGCCUUCCAGGUGUGGCUCACGAUGGGCGUGGAGAACAGGAACCCACCUGAGCAGCUUCCCAUUGUCUUACAGGUGCUGCUGAGCCAAGUGCACCGGCUGAGAGCCCUGGACCUGCUGGGAAGAUUUCUGGACCUGGGUCCCUGGGCGGUGAGCCUGGCCUUGUCUGUGGGUAUUUUCCCCUACGUGCUGAAGCUGCUCCAGAGCUCAGCCAGGGAGCUGCGGCCUCUCCUUGUCUUCAUCUGGGCCAAGAUCCUCGCCGUGGACAGUUCGUGCCAAGCUGACCUGGUGAAGGACAACGGCCACAAGUACUUCCUCUCGGUCUUGGCAGAUCCGUACAUGCCAGCUGAGCACAGGACCAUGACAGCCUUCAUUCUGGCUGUGAUCGUUAACAGCUAUAACACGGGGCAGGAAGCCUGCCUCCAGGGAAACCUGAUCGCCAUCUGCCUGGAGCAGCUCAACGACCCCCACCCCCUGCUGCGCCAGUGGGUGGCCAUCUGCCUGGGCCGGAUCUGGCAGAACUUUGACUCGGCCCGGUGGUGCGGGGUGAGGGACAGCGCUCACGAGAAGCUCUGCAGCCUUCUCUCCGACCCUAUCCCUGAGGUGCGCUGCGCAGCAGUCUUUGCCCUCGGCACAUUUGUGGGCAACUCCGCAGAGAGGACGGACCACUCCACCACCAUCGACCACAAUGUGGCCAUGAUGCUGGCCCAGCUCAUCAACGACGGCAGCCCCGUGGUCCGGAAGGAACUGGUGGUGGCUCUGAGUCAUCUUGUCGUUCAAUAUGAAAGCAAUUUCUGCACUGUGGCCCUGCAGUUCAUGGAAGAGGAGAAGAACUACCCACUGCCCUCUCCAGCCACCACAGAGGGUGGGAGUCUGACCCCGGUGCGGGACAGCCCCUGCACCCCCAGACUGCGCUCCGUGAGCUCCUACGGAAACAUCCGUGCCGUCACCACGGCUAGAAGCUUGAACAAAUCUUUGCAAAACCUGAGUCUGACGGAAGAAUCCGGCGGCUCGGUGGCCUUCUCCCCCGGGAACCUGAGCACCAGCAGCAGCGCCAGCAGCACCCUGGGCAGCCCCGAGAACGAGGAGUACAUCCUGUCCUUCGAGACCAUCGACAAGAUGCGCCGAGUCAGCUCCUACUCCUCCCUCAACUCCCUCAUCGGAGUUUCAUUCAAUAGUGUUUACACUCAAAUUUGGAGAGUCUUGCUACAUCUGGCUGCAGAUCCCUAUCCAGAUGUUUCCGAUUUGGCUAUGAAAGUGCUCAACAGCAUCGCCUACAAGGCCACAGUGAACGCCCGGCCUCAGCGCAUCCUCACCACCUCUUCCCUCACUCAGUCGGCACCCGCCAGCCCCACCAACAAGGGCAUCCACAUCCACCAGGCGGGAGGCUCCCCGCCAACAUCCAGUGCAAGCAGCUCCAGCCUGACCAACGACGUGGCCAAGCAGCCGGUCAGCCGAGACCUGCCUGCAGGCCGGCCGGGCACCACAGGCCCCAUGGCGGUGCAGUACACACCCCACUCCCACCAGUUCCCCCGGACACGGAAGAUGUUCGACAAGGGCCCAGACCAGACCACUGACGACCCGGAUGAUGCUGCCGGGCACAAAAGUUUCAUCUCGGCCACAAUGCAGACAGGGUUCUGCGACUGGAGCGCGCGGUACUUCGCCCAGCCUGUCAUGAAGGUAAUCCCGGAAGAGCAUGACCUGGAGAGUCAGAUCCGCAAGGAGCGGGAGUGGCGGUUUCUGCGAAACACCCGCGUCAGGAAGCAGGCGCAGCAGCUCAUCCAGAAGGGUAUCACAAGGCUGGAUGACCAGAUAUUUCUGAACAGGAACCCUGGUGUCCCCUCCGUGGUCAAGUUUCACCCCUUUACGCCGUGUGUGGCCGUCGCUGACAAAGACAGCAUCUGUUUUUGGGACUGGGAGAAAGGGGAGAAGCUGGAUUAUUUCCACAACGGAAACCCUCGGUACACGAGGGUCACGGCCAUGGAGUAUCUGAAUGGCCAGGACUGCUCACUCCUGCUCACAGCCACAGAUGACGGUGCCAUCAGAGUCUGGAAGAACUUUGCUGAUUUGGAAAAGAAUCCAGAAAUGGUGACGGCCUGGCAGGGGCUCUCCGACAUGCUGCCCACCACCCGAGGAGCUGGGAUGGUGGUGGACUGGGAGCAGGAGACCGGCCUCCUCAUGAGCUCGGGAGACGUGCGGAUCGUCCGGAUCUGGGACACGGAUCGUGAGAUGAAGGUGCAGGACAUCCCCACCGGUGCCGACAGCUGCGUGACGAGCCUGUCCUGCGACUCCCACCGCUCCCUCAUCGUGGCCGGGCUCGGCGAUGGCUCCAUCCGCGUCUACGACAGGAGGAUGGCGCUCAGCGAAUGCCGCGUCAUGACAUACCGGGAGCACACGGCUUGGGUGGUGAAGGCCUACCUCCAGAAGCACCCUGAGGGCCACAUCAUGAGCGUCAGCGUCAACGGGGACGUGCGCUUCUUCGACCCUCGGAUGCCGGAGUCCGUGAACGUCCUGCAGAUCAUUAAGGGGCUGACGGCCCUUGACAUCCACCCCCAGGCAAACCUGAUCGCAUGUGGCUCCAUGAACCAGUUCACCGCCAUCUACAAUGGCAGCGGAGAGCUGAUCAACCACAUCAAGUACUACGACGGCUUCAUGGGCCAGCGGGUCGGCGCCAUCAGCUGCCUGGCUUUCCACCCGCACUGGCCUCACCUGGCCGUGGGCAGCAACGACUACUACAUCUCCGUGUACUCGGUGGAGAAGCGCGUCAGAUAGCGGCCCCUCCCCACAGGCCGCCAUGUACAUAGUGGACCCACCGCACUGCCCUGAGCACCUGCCUGACCUGGCUGCUGAGGGCUCGAGAGAGCCCGCACUGUCUGUCUGUCUGUCUUCGCUGUCACGCCCAGGAGCCCGGAGAAGGGGGCUCUGCUGGAGUCCUCGGUGUGAUGGUUGCUGCUCUGAUGAAACACAGCUCCUGGCCUGAGGACACAGUAGCUGUACAUCCCAGUCCCCUCCCGUCCUGUUUUCUUCUGAGGUUUUUAAGGGGGAAACACACUUGUUUUGUUUUCCGAGUGAUGCAAGCAUUAGUCCACAAAGGCUCCAGACGGAAGCCAGCCUCCCGGGGCUGCUCGCCGCCCCCCGCCCCCCAACCCAGGGUGUGCUCCUGGGGAUGGUCUGAGCGCACUGGAUGAGGCGGAGGCUUGAGACGGAGUGAAGGACAGAUGGAGGCGGCCUGCCACCCACUGGUCCUCACCCCAGGCCCAUCCGGCCAAACGGCGGAGGCCAAGCGUGCCCCUCCCCACAUGGCCGCCCUCCCCGCAGGCAGGACUUCCGUCUGAGUGUCAGCCGUUCUUGCUGCAGGUCUGUCAGCAGGAGGGGCCCUGGUUUGGAAGGAGAGACAGGUCCCUUGGGCCACAGAGCUUGUUUCUCUCAAGUGCUGCUCUUCCCCAGCAGGUGUGGGAACCGUGGCCUCCACACCUGCACCCCACACGCAUCACACGAGCACACAUGGAGGGGCCACCGAGCCCCAAGAGUAUCGGGGUGAACGGUGCCGCCCCAGCCCUCUGUCCCCACACAAAGGGGUGCAGCUCACGCUUGCGAGGGACACGGCAGAGCUCCCGGGAGGGCAGCAGCUUCACAUGUGUCCAUGCACACGCGUCUGUGACAGGGCGCUGAGCAGCCACACCCGGAGCACAAGACACAGCCACGAUGAUGAUAUUUUGAAAAGCAUUUUUUCCAUUUUCCUUGGGAUCAGGAUUAUUCAGAAAUAGAGUGAGCUGGCUUAGCUACUUCUGCCAAUAAGAGGCCAAUAAUAGUGAGAAUGUGAGGAAGAGCCAUGCUGUGGACGUGGGUGGGCUGGACGGGGCGCAGGGCUGGGCAAGGGGAGCAGCCCUUCUGCGGCCCAUAGGCCAUGCCUGCUCCCCCGAGAAAGUUCCGGGACGGCGUCCACCAUGUUCUGGGCAAGCGAGCAGCGUGGGGUGGGGAAGACCGCAGAAAGCUCAGCUCCCCCGCACACAGCCGGUCACCUCCACCCGGCGCUCCAGACGGCGACUUGGGAACCUUCCAGAAGCUGAGCUCCACCCACAGAUGCAGAGUUGACUACCCACAGCCAAUUCACGGAGCGGUUCCACUCCAGAUUUUGAGCUCAUAUGCGGUUCUGUUUGUUUUGAGACAAAACCAUCCCCUGGCCAAGCGCAGAGGCCCCGUGGAGGGGCUGUCUUCACAGGUCUGAUGCGAAAAUUCAAUCAUGAAGUUACAGAGGCUCGAGAGAGCGUGACCUAAGGGUUCAUUUAUCUCUAUUUAUUUUACCAAAAUGAGAAUUGAAAGACUUUGAUGAAACAUGGAAUUGUAAUGCGAGAGUAAGAGCGAUAAACUGUUAAUAAAAGAUAA